AUGCCAUAUGCUCUUAGAUCCGCGUCGCGCUCAGUCCAGAAUUCACCUUCAGUAGGUAGCAAAAACAGCGCGUUGACAGUUGACGACCUUGAGAGCACGACACCAUCUGCAACACCACGCAAGGUGCCCCAAUGUUCAAAAUGUAAACGACCGAGGGCGGGACAUCCACGGUCUGGAUGUCCCUUCACGGAAUCGCCGACGAGAGCACAGGGGGCGGAAAAUAGGGGGAACACACUGGAGAGGCAUUUAUCAGACGCGUUGGAAUCUAUGGCAAUCGCAUCUCCUGGACGCGCCCUAGAGCGCGAAAGUGAAGAAGAGGCAAAAACAUUCAUCCGCAAUCGCCGUCGCCUCUCUGCACAACCACCAGUUAACCAGAGCGACAGCCUCCUCUCUCUUUCAACAAGUUCGAGCGAAAUUGUAGCGCGCCUACUUGAACCAGGGAUAUUUGGUGACCGGGAUGAAGAAAGUGACGCAGAAAGUGGCAAAACAGCUCGGAUAGUAAGAUGGCAGGAGACCAUUGCAACCCCUUCGCCGGUCCGGGACAAGUCGAAAGGUCCUCGAGCUACAAUGCCAGGUACACUCAUUCCACCUACGCCCGCUUCCAGUUUCACUUCCAGCUCCACUCCACCGACCAAAGAGGAGGAAAUCAUUUCCGCGGACCUUUCCUAUAUCAGCGAUCCUUCGCACUUAACCACCACCGAGAGCCUGUCAAGCCACCGCCCACCAAAUGUUGUACGGCAACCCCAACCACUUGGCCGCACUAUGAGUGCAGCAGAACGCGAUAUUUUCGUAUCCAAACUAUCCGAUGGUGCCGCUGCCACCAUCUACAUCAUCCCAAAGGCAGAUGUAGCGGACGUAGUGGCAAAGGCCACUUCGCUCAAGUUCUCUACAGCCAUAAGUAUGAGCGACGACGAAAACGAUCCACAAGCACUUGUUAUUCUUGGACGUAAUGAAAGUGCGGUAGAUGAGCUUUUCAAGAAAAUAGAAAAGGAAAAUCGAAAGGCAUAUCUAAGUGCAAAGGCAAAGGUUGCAGCCGGUCAGGGCGGUUCUACACUCAAAUCUGCUGCUGGCGCGGCGGUUAUAGGAGCAGUUACGACCUGGGCAGGGUUAGCCUUUUCGUAG
Messenger RNA from Psilocybe cubensis, 1122 nucleotides. RefSeq lists its product as uncharacterized. The transcript has a single exon. The record is from RefSeq and is a predicted model, not a curated record. Bases 1 to 1122 code for a protein of 373 amino acids. NCBI's taxonomy places the organism in Eukaryota, Fungi, Basidiomycota, Agaricomycetes, Agaricales, Agrocybaceae.